Molecule: messenger RNA, 4091 nt
Organism: Euleptes europaea (tarantolino)
Lineage: Eukaryota; Metazoa; Chordata; Lepidosauria; Squamata; Sphaerodactylidae
Gene: SEMA5B
Product: semaphorin 5B
Exons: 22
Coding region: 119-3394 (1091 amino acids)
Biological process (GO): positive regulation of cell migration; neural crest cell migration; axon guidance
Molecular function (GO): semaphorin receptor binding; chemorepellent activity
Source: RefSeq, a predicted model, not a curated record
UAACAUAGGGAGGGGAGGAGCAGAAAGGAGUAAGAAAUGUUGCCACCGCUGGAAAAACAGCACAAAGAGUCCUCCGGGGGACAACCUUGGAUGCUAAAUCAGCAGUACUCGUUCAGCCAUGGUUGGUUCAACAUUGAAAGCUGUCCCACUGUCUUUGCCGAGCCUCUUCCUUCUCACUUUUCACCUCUCUGCAUCGCAGAAUGUUUUUGACUACUCUGAAGAUGAGCAGCAGUGUUCAAGAAAAGAACACCCUGUGAUUUCUUUUGAAGAUCUGAAGCCCUGGGUGUCAAAUUUCACUUAUCCAGGUGUGCGGGACUUUUCUCAGCUUGCUCUGGAUGCCAACAGGAAUCAGCUCAUUGUAGGAGCCAGGAACUACCUCUUCAGACUUAGUCUGCACAACGUUUCUCUUAUUCAGACAACAGAAUGGGGGUCAGAUGAAGACACAAGAAGAUCUUGUCAGAGUAAAGGAAAAACAGAGGAGGAAUGCCAGAACUAUGUUCGUGUCCUGAUUGUUUAUGGCAAGAAGGUAUUCACCUGUGGUACCAAUGCCUUUUCGCCAGUGUGUUCCAGCAGACAGGUAGGAAAUCUUAGCAAAAUAAUUGAGAAAAUAAAUGGGGUAGCUCGCUGCCCCUAUGACCCUCGGCACAAUUCAACAGCCGUGAUCACAUCACUGGGAGAGCUGUAUGCUGCAACGGUCAUUGAUUUCUCUGGACGGGAUCCUGCUAUUUACCGCAGUCUAGGAAAUGUCCCACCUCUUAGGACGGCACAAUACAACUCCAAGUGGCUUAAUGAGCCCAAUUUCAUCGCUGCCUAUGACAUUGGUUUGUUCACUUACUUCUUUUUCCGUGAGAAUGCUGUUGAGCACGACUGUGGGAAAACGGUCUAUUCUCGUGUGGCAAGGGUUUGCAAAAAUGACAUCGGGGGAAGAUUUUUGUUGGAGGACACGUGGACAACAUUCAUGAAGGCUCGGCUGAAUUGCUCGCGCUCUGGGGAAAUCCCUUUUUACUACAACGAACUGCAGAGCACUUUUUAUCUUCCUGAGCAAGAUUUGAUCUAUGGAGUGUUCACUACCAAUGUAAACAGUAUUGCUGCUUCAGCAGUAUGUGCCUUCAAUCUCAGUGCGAUCACACAAGCCUUUAAUGGGCCUUUCCGAUACCAAGAAAAUCCAAGAUCUGCAUGGCUGCCAACAAUCAACCCCAUCUCCAAUUUUCAGUGUGGAACAAUGAAUGACGAUAGCCCCAACGAAAACUUGACAGAAAGGAUCCUCCAGGAUGCCCAGCGCUUGUUCCUGAUGAACGAUGUGGUGCAGCCUGUCUCUGUGGAUCCGUACGUCACUCAGGACAACAUCCGUUUUUCUAAGCUUGUGGUUGACAUUGUUCAGGGCAAGGACCUUCUUUACCAUGUGAUGUACAUUGGGACAGAGCAUGGCACCAUUUUGAAGGCGCUUUCUACCACUAAUAAGAGCCUGCGGAGCUGUUAUUUAGAGGAAAUGCAGAUUCUUCCCGCCAGCCAAAAGGAGCCAAUCCAGAGCCUCCAAAUCCUGCACAGUGACAGAUCGCUGUUUGUGGGUUUGAAUAAUGGAGUGCUAAAAAUUCCUCUGGAGAGGUGCUCAAUGUACAGAACAGAAGGCGAGUGCCUGGGUGCAAGAGACCCAUAUUGUGGCUGGGAUAAGAAGCAGAAGCGAUGUACAACCAUUGAGGACAGCUCCAACAUGAGCCUGUGGACUCAGAAUAUUACCGAGUGCCCGGUGAAAAAUCUGAUGAUGGAUGGGCGUUUGGGGGCCUGGUCCUCAUGGCAACCAUGUGAGCACUCAGACGGAGUCAGCACAGGCUCCUGCAUGUGCAGAUCACGGUCAUGUGACAACCCUCGGCCUCGCUGCGGUGGACGUGACUGCGAAGGAAGCAGAAUAGAGAUUGCAAAUUGCUCGAGGAAUGGAGCUUGGACACCAUGGUCGUCCUGGGCCCCCUGCAGCACUUCCUGUGGGAUUGGCUUUCAGGUCCGUCAGAGGUCGUGCAGCAACCCUGCUCCGCGAUACGGAGGCAGGGUCUGCGUCGGACAAAGCAGAGAGGAGCGGUUCUGCAAUGAGAACAGUCCUUGCCCAUUACCCAUUUUCUGGUCUUCAUGGGGCCCUUGGACUAAAUGUAGUGCCAAUUGUGGUGGAGGGGUGCACUCAAGGCAGAGGUCAUGUGAAAAUGGAAACACCUGUCCUGGCUGUGCUGUGGAAUAUAAAACCUGCAGCCCGGAGGCCUGCCCAGAAGUACGAAGAAAUACACCCUGGACACCGUGGAUGCCCACCAAUAUUACCCAGAGUGGUGCACGCCAGGAGCAACGCUUCCGCUACACCUGCCGUGCUCAGCUUUCUGACCCCCAUGAUCUCCAGUUCGGUAGAAAGAAGACAGAAAGUCGGUUCUGCCCAAAUGAUGGCUCAGCAGUUUGCGACACUGAUUCUCUAGUUGAUGACCUUUUGAAAAGUGGCAAGACCUCUGUCCGGAUUAUCAAUGGUGGCUGGUCCUUUUGGGGAGGUUGGUCGUCUUGUUCCCGAGACUGUGAGCUGGGUUUCAGAACCAGGAAGAGGACAUGCACUAACCCAGAGCCUAAAAAUGGUGGCCUACCUUGCAUAGGAUCAGCAAUGGAAUAUCAGGACUGCAACCCUCAUCCAUGUCCAGUGAAAGGAUCAUGGUCCUGCUGGACUCCGUGGUCUCAGUGCUCAGCAACCUGUGGUGGUGGACACUACCAGCGCACUCGAACCUGCACCAACCCGGCACCUUCUAAUGGCGAGGACAUCUGCAUUGGGCUGCACACAGAGGAAGCACUGUGCAAUACUCAUUUGUGUGAAGGAGGCUGGUCUGAAUGGUCCGAGUGGAGCUUGUGUAAUGAAGAUGGGAUCCAGUACCGUAGUCGUUACUGUGAAAUCCACAAUCCAGGAUCUUCCCAAUGUGUCGGGAACAGCACACAAUAUCAAGACUGUUUGUAUAAUGAAAUCCCUGUGAUCCUGCCAGCCUCGAGCAUUGACGAGAGUACGAACUGUGGAGGUUUCAGCCUCAUCCAUCUGAUUGCCACGGGGGUCUCUUGUUUCUUUGGCUCUAGCCUCUUAACGUUUGUGAUCUACGUUUACUGCCAGCGCUGCCAGAGGCAAUCCCAAGAAUCUACUGUGAUUCACCCCACCACUCCCAACCACCUUCACUACAAAGGCAACACAACACCCAAGAAUGAGAAAUACACACCUAUGGAAUUCAAGACACUUAACAAGAAUAAUUUGAUACCAGAUGACAGGACCAACUUCUACCCUUUGCAGCAAACAAAUGUAUACACAACAACCUAUUACCCCAGUACACUGAAUAAAUAUGACUACAGGCCUGAGGCCUCCCCUGGAAGGACCUUUACUAACAGCUGAUGAUGGACAGAUUCUCCAAGAACUGGAUGGCUUCCUAUAUGAUUUUUAUUUUUUAAAAUUGAGUUUAUGGACCAAAUAUUGGCCCAGUCUCUAGAUGUAAAUAUUAUACAGUGGGCCUUUUAUUUUAUCACUUAUCAGUGGGCUUACCUUUGAGCAGCACAUCUCUUUAAGUUGACCCACUGUUGAUGGACUAUCCUCACUAGGAAUUUUGAGAGGCCCACAGCUAGAGGUAGCACUUACUGCUAUGGAUAUUUAUGGCUGGCAGUUAUCCUUUUUUUGGAGGGUGCCAACAUUGUCCAGGAACCAACCAAAAUGUGCUAAGUUUGUGGGAAAUGGUACAUGGCAACCCACCACUUCCUCAGAAAUUCAGUGGACAUCUAUGGACAGAAAAUAUCACCAAUGCUUUGAUACACAUCCUUUGUAUGUCUACAGAUUAAUGGGACUAUGAACAUUAUCUACAAGACAAGCCUUAUGGAACAGCGUGGUAAAAGAUGUUGGUUUUCCAGGUUUGGGGUUGAUCAUUGUAUCAUCAAACUUUCCUGCGACAUGGAGCAAUAUAUGCAACCUAUGGUGAAAAAAAGUCUGGUGAGAUUUACAAAAGAAGCACUUGAAACAUUUCCAGUCAUAAGUUGGAGGGGAAAGUAACAAGAUGUUGACAUGGCUUUUCGGUAAAUGAGAUACGGCUUUAUCCCACUGG